AUGCCAACGAAUUUCAGUAUACUCUUCACACUUACUGUUCCAUCGAAAUAUUUUGCUUUGCCAUGGGCUCAGUUCAUACUGGGCUUAUUAAUAUGGCUUGUUGACGAAAGAGGAGAUCGACAUAAUUACAUACAACGUUGUAUACCGUGCAAAGGUCAGCGUAGAAUCUGCACAACUCAAGGAUUUCCAGUUUUAAUAAUAUUCAUCUUUCUGCGUACUUAA
Molecule: messenger RNA, 222 nt
Organism: Anisakis simplex (herring worm)
Lineage: Eukaryota; Metazoa; Nematoda; Chromadorea; Rhabditida; Anisakidae
Source: the annotation of a GenBank genome assembly